Messenger RNA from Fusarium sp. VM40, 1485 nucleotides. Lineage: Eukaryota; Fungi; Ascomycota; Sordariomycetes; Hypocreales; Nectriaceae. The record is from the annotation of a GenBank genome assembly.
AUGGCUUCAACACACGACAUUCAUCCGUCCCUCGACGAGUCGAUGCUCAAGUUGCAUAUCGACGAUCGUUCAACAGACCUAGUCCCACGGCCGAGUUUGACAGAAGCAGUAGACACUUUCCGCCAAGCUGUUAUAUCUCUGGGAGAUGACUAUAGUCAUGAUAUUUCCAGCCUCUUGGAUCACUUUGAGGAAGCUAUAAAGCAGAUCGUCAAAACCAAUUUCGAGGAAAAGUACAGCCAUGGCUUUGUCUCCAUUCCAGACAUUGCAAUGGAGUGUCUCAAGGAAACUGCCAGCCUCGGCAAACUGGACCCUCAGAGCUACUGUCUCAAGUGUCAGAGUGAAGAUCCCAACUGGGCUUUUGGGUUCAACUCUAUCAAACCCGGAAUGCGUUCUGCGGAGGGCUCCACAGAGUCGGACAGAUGGGAGUACAUGCGCGCUCGAACCUUGAACAUGGAUACCAAAUGGACAGCCUUCUGGCGGCAGGUAGUGCGAAGACUUCCCCUCUCACCAACGCUGUUUGCCAUACAGGAGAACACAGAGAGCAAAUGGAACUACCGGGACCUUCCACGCUAUCUAUUUCGGGUUUACGACAUCAACAGCUCUGGUAUCAACACGCCGAGGGUUUUAGCAUCACCCCAAAGCCAGUAUGGUAACCCCGAAGACUCCGCCACUGACAUUCUAUCACUGCCAGGAGGAAAAGCGACACGGAUGCUCUACAACCAUCUUGCAAAGGUUUCUAGAGCUCAGGCUCUCCAGUCCAUUGAUAACUUCAUGUCCUGGAGCAGCUCCCUGAUGUUUGUGAUUCAGUACGCCAUGUGGAGAUCUGAAACUCUACAUACGCCUGCCUCUGAUUUGCAGAUCUGUAUGGUAGACACAAGAGACUUCCCCCGUGGGCAGUUUGCGAGAGACAUGUGGCUGAUCCGACACUACCGCCCUUCAGUGCUCACGGAACCACAACAAGAAUUUUUCCAUUCUCGCCUGGAGAGCCCUGAUCAUGACAACGGAGAGUUCCUGUCUCAAGGUAUGGUCAAUCUUCGCAACAAAGCAUGCUUUUUCUCUUUGCAAGACCUGAUGUCCGCUGGGAUCGACACUCUGCAUCCAAUGUUCAAGGGAGGUCCCUAUUACGGGGUGCAGUGGACAGAUCGCAUGCUUGAUCUCCGCUCAUUCUGCAACUGGGAAACUUACCUAGAGGAAAAGGAGUUUUGGAAAGCCCAAGAAAUUGCGAAGAAGAUUUUCUCGAAGUUUGAUGUGAUGGAUAUCACAUUGUUGCUUCUGAGCUUCCGCAACUACAAAUUCAAAUGGGAAAUUCCGGAUAGACAUAUCUGGGCAGGUGAAGGUGUUGUCGAACCGGCCGAUGUCCAUCGCUACAAGAGGUGGACCGCAAUAUGGGAGGCUUCUCGUGAAAGCUUGAAGCAGCCUGAAUCCCUCAGAGAGUUCUUCAUGUGGAAUGAGGACUACGAUAUCACGAAACAAGACAUCUGGUAA